UGGAGUCGAGUCCGUUCCAAGACUCGAAUAAAGAAGCAUGAGAAGUGCAUUGGGAGCGGGAGUGGGAGGAGUGCAGCAUUUUCUUCUCCCUUUUCCAAGUUUCCGAAUCGCCAACUAUUCUUUCAACUUUUGCACUCCCCACAAGCGAACCCCAACCAUAGGGUUUCUCCGUUGCACAGCUAUGGCGACUGUCAUCCCUGCGCCAGUCGUUCAAGUCAAGGAGAGGAUUGAACUGACCGUCACCGAGAGGAACAUCUUUGACAGGCUUCUCGGCACUCUUCGCCACUUCGGUCUCAGCAAUCAGCUCCGAGUUGCCGGCGGCUGGGUUCGCGACAAGCUUUUAGGAAAAGAGUGUUACGAUAUUGAUAUCGCGCUGGACAAUAUGUUGGGGAGUGAAUUUGUUGAGAAGGUGAGGGAGUACCUGUUGUCUAAUGGGGAACAAGUACAAGGGGUUGCUGUUAUUCCAAGCAAUCCUGAGCAGUCCAAGCAUUUAGAAACAGCAAGAAUGCGGCUGUUUGAUAUGUGGAUUGACUUUGUAAACUUACGGUGUGAAGAGUACAGUGAUAAUAGCCGCAUUCCUACAAAGCAAAAAUUUGGCACAGCAGAAGAGGAUGCUUACAGAAGGGAUCUAACCAUCAACAGCUUGUUCUACAAUAUUAACACUAAUACAGUAGAAGAUUUUACUAAGAGAGGCAUUGCAGACCUAAAAUCUGGAAAGAUAGUGACGCCAUUACCUCCGAAGGCUACUUUUUUGGACGAUCCAUUACGAGUUCUUCGAGCUAUCCGUUUUGGAGCAAGAUUUGGAUUCAUAUUAGAUGAAGAACUAAAGGAAGCUGCUUCCUGUGAUGAAGUGAAAGAUGCUCUUGCAGCUAAAAUCAGCAGAGAGAGGAUUGGAGUUGAAAUUGAUCUCAUGAUCUCUGGAAAUCAGCCAGUUAAAGCAAUGACCUACAUUUGUGAUUUGAUGUUAUUUCCAAUUGUCUUCAGCUUUCCUCCCGAGUUUGAGCCUUCCAAAUCAGAAAGCUGUGAUAGGCUUUGCAACGCCUACUUGGAUGCUACAUGGAACCUUAUUCAAUUAAUUGGAGGAUCUAUUUUCAGUGAUGAACAACGAAGACUUUCAUUGUAUGCUACUUUGUUUCUCCCAUUUAGAAAGACCAUAUAUAAAGACCACAAGGCAAAAAAGAUACCUGUUGUCAACUACAUUUUCCGGGAGUCUCUUAAACGAAAAGCCAGUGAUUCUGAAACAGUUAUAAAUAUACAUAGUGCAGUGGACAAAUUCUUAUCUCUGAUUCCUUUCCUUGCGUCUGAUGGGGACAUUGAACUCAUUGAAGUUGACUGGGGAAGGGGAUUGGAUGAUGUCCCUCCUACUUCAAAACUUCGGGUACUGACAGGUUUACUUCUACGAGAAAUCAAAGAUUUUUGGCGUGUGGCCUUGUUGUUGUCUACACUGUUAUAUCCCACCGAUGUUGAUUAUACUGAAGAUUUUUUAAAGCAGCACUUUCAAUUGGACAAGAGAAAAGAUCUAUUUAAGGCAGUUGAAAAUGCCAUUACUGAAUUAGGUCUUGAGAAAGUGUGGGAUGUAAAACCAUUGCUGAAUGGUAAGGGUAUUAUGAGUGUCUUGGAGCUUAAAGCUGGAGGACCACUUGUUAGGGAGUGGCAAGAAAAACAGCUUGCAUGGCAACUUGCCCAUCCCUCUGGAGCUGUGGAGGAAUGCCUUGAUUGGAUGAAGCAGACCCAUUCUAAGCGUUUAAAGACGGAGUAACCAUUGACGCUCUGUGAUCCACAUCCACUCAUGGCGAAUCUCUCGACUGCCCCAAAUUGGUUACACACUUCUGGUUUGCACUGAGAGAUCAGCUGUGCUAGUUGCCCCAAGUUGCUGAGACAUUGUGUGGUUGGUGGGGGGCUUCCAGAAAAUGUUCCUGUGUUUGUUGGAACGUCUUUUCCAUGCUUUUUGGUAGGGAAAUGCAUUUAUUUUUCACCUCCUUUUUUUUUUUUUAUCACUUGCAGAGGACAUUACGACAGAAAUAUUUGUGCGGAGCAUUACCUGUAUACGGUGCACUUUUUUUUUUUUUUUUAAAUUUAUAGAUGGUUGGGAUUUGACGGGGUUUAAUUCUAUCUCUCCGCUCUGCCUUGUCGGUGUUUGAAGUAUAAUAGCGAAGCAAUGCAUAUGGUGAGAAUGGC
Juglans regia (Persian walnut) is the source of this 2178-nucleotide messenger RNA. RefSeq names its product tRNA nucleotidyltransferase cca2. Gene Ontology annotation, molecular function: RNA binding; ATP:3'-cytidine-cytidine-tRNA adenylyltransferase activity. Bases 38 to 1759 code for a protein of 573 amino acids. NCBI's taxonomy places the organism in Eukaryota, Viridiplantae, Streptophyta, Magnoliopsida, Fagales, Juglandaceae. The record is from RefSeq and is a predicted model, not a curated record. The transcript has 15 exons. Gene Ontology annotation, biological process: tRNA 3'-terminal CCA addition.